Molecule: messenger RNA, 324 nt
Organism: Staurois parvus
Lineage: Eukaryota; Metazoa; Chordata; Amphibia; Anura; Ranidae
Source: the annotation of a GenBank genome assembly
UGAGCACAGCUGGCCAGACUGCCUGUGGACUGUUAUACCAAACCCUGAGCUGUUUUUCACAAACUGUACAUUUCUAAAAGAACUCUGUUAAUCCCCUGUAAUAUGUCUGCAGUUUCUGGUCAUCUCCAGUAGUGUUUCUGCUGUCAUCUCCUGUACUAUGUCUGUAGUCUCUGGUCAUCUCCUGUACUAUGUCCGCAGUCUCUGGUCAUCUCCUGUACUGUGUCCGCAGUCUCUGGUCAUCUCCUGUACUAUGUCUGUAGUCUCUGGUCAUCUCCUGUACUAUGUCUGUAGUCUCUGGUCAUCUCCUGUACUAUGUCUGUAGUC